AUGUUGGCUCCAACUCCACUCAACCCCCGCAUCUAUGGGUCACAUGAUGUUCGAUUCUACAUCCUGGAUGAGGCUGAUGGACUGCUGACGCAAGGCUAUGAGAAGUUCAUCAUGUCUAUGUAUUCACAGAUUCCCAGUAGUCAGCCGGAUGGUCGUCGUAUGCAGAUGGUGGUGUGCUCAGCAACCCUUCAUUCAUUCGAGGUCAAGAAGUUGGCGGAGCGCGUCAUGCACUUUCCUACCUGGGUGGAUCUCAAGGGGCAGGACAGUGUGCCGGAAACUGUUCACCACUCAUACUGCUUCAUUGACCCGGAGAAGACGGACUCUUCAUGGCACAGUCUAAAGCGCAGCGUUACCACUGACGGCGUUCAUCAGAGGGACAACACACGGGCGGGCAUGGUCACAAAAGAGGCAAUGUCUGAGGCGGUCAAGCGGCUGAAAGGCGAGUACUUGGUGCGUGCCAUCGACGUGCACCGCAUGGACCAGGCCAUCAUCUUCUGCCGCACCAAGCUGGACUGCGACAAUCUGGAGCAGUAUCUGAAUGUAUGCGGUGGUGGUGGCCGUUCCAACAAGUACUCCUGUGUGUGCCUGCACAGUGAUCGCAAGCCGCAGGAACGCAAGGCCAACCUGGAACAAUUCAAGGCUGGCCAGGCAAAGUUCUUGAUCUGCACGGAUGUUGCUGCACGUGGUAUCGACGUCCGUGGCGUACCGUUCAUGAUCAACGUGACUCUUCCGGAUGAGAAGCAGAACUACAUUCAUCGUAUCGGCCGUGUAGGCAGAGCAGAAAGGAUGGGACUGGCUAUUUCUCUUGUGUCAACGGUUGAGGAAAAGGUUUGGUAUCACAAGUGUCCAAGCCGUGGCAAGAGCUGUAACAACACCCGCCUGGUGGAGCAAGGUGGAUGCACUAUCUGGUACAACGAGGUCAAGUUGCUACGCGAUGUGGAGGCCCAUCUUGACAUCACCAUCCCACAGGUCGAGGCUGACUUGAAGGUUGAGCAGAAUGAAUUUGAUGGCAAGGUCACGUACGGACAGAAGAAGAAGCCGAGCAGUGCCAGUGUGUACGAUAAUCAUGUUGAGCAGCUGGCAUCAUCCGUUGCCGAUCUCUCACGGCUCGAGAAUCAUGCGCAAUCGUCGUUCCUGCGAAUGCGCUACAUGACGAACUGGACCAAGUGAAUAAGGAUGACGGCUUGAAUCAUGACGGUUGGAUCAUGAUGGCAUUUUUUGAAGCAAGCCAUUUCCCUCUCUACUCUCCUGCUGUAGUUUAAAUCCGUUCUGGUAGUACUGCGAGCCUCUCAGGGUGCUGUGCACUGGGCGUGUGUGUACGCACUGGGCGUGUGCCAUGCACUUGGUGUGUGCGUAUGCACUGUGUGUGCGCUAUGCAUGCGUAUUGGCAGUGAUUUGAGAUUCAUUGCUGCCAACGGGUGCAUUUCUAGCCGCUCUACUCACUGCUAGCAUGCCGUACGUUGUCUCAGCACACACCCUGGAGACACGCCCUGGAGAACAGCCUGCCUCAAGAACGUUUCCUUGGAGCAAGACGCUUCAACACCAGGCUUCCUGAUGCUCCUCAUUGCUCCGCUAAUCUGGAAAUUUGUCAGCUGCUUAGAGCAAUAUGCGCUCAGCUGUAGGUGCUCUGCUGCGAAUCCAGUAUCUCCGGGAGGAAGAUGGUAUUCAUAUUGAAAAAGAACUAUUGAUCCACUAUUCAAACUUUACUCGUUCUAUUUGGCUGGUGCUGCAUGGAGUCUUAUAUGGCACGUACUGUCACUGGUGCAAUGUUGGCCAAGCACGUAGCUGUUUUGCCUCCUUGAUUGUGUUGCGUUGUGUGUUUUUGGAGUGCAGUUGCGCUAAUGCCAUGGUGCUGCUGGCGAUGCCAUGGUCUCCACUCAGCCUUCACUACUGCUGCUGCCUGCCUUUGCCCAAGAUCAUCACUAUAUCACCAUACCUAUACAAUAAUGACUGUAAUUAUGCUGGUUGUGUUGAAGCAAUGGCUUCAUUGCUCCGCUCCUUUCCUAAUUUUAACAUUGCCGGAAAGUGAAUAUUGCCCGUGAGUUUGGUGUGCGGUACAUGCUGCUCAGUGUCCCUCACUGUUCUGUUGUUUCCUGUGUUCAGACACACACUCAGGCACUCCGACUGAGCAUGAGGGUGUUUCAUGACCGCGUACGACGGUGCACGGGUAAAC
Molecule: messenger RNA, 2173 nt
Organism: Sycon ciliatum
Lineage: Eukaryota; Metazoa; Porifera; Calcarea; Leucosolenida; Sycettidae
Product: ATP-dependent RNA helicase DDX1-like
Source: RefSeq, a predicted model, not a curated record